This is a messenger RNA of Gilbertella persicaria, 1464 nucleotides long. RefSeq names its product WD40-repeat-containing domain protein. Bases 1 to 1464 code for a protein of 487 amino acids. The transcript is spliced from 7 exons. The record is from RefSeq and is a predicted model, not a curated record. Gene Ontology annotation, molecular function: snoRNA binding; protein binding. Lineage: Eukaryota; Fungi; Mucoromycota; Mucoromycetes; Mucorales; Choanephoraceae. Gene Ontology annotation, cellular component: small-subunit processome.
AUGGCUGUCGAUCCUUUCUUUGCAAGUACUCGUAAGCGUAAGAGACCAACAAAGACUACUUCAACUGGACCCAAGAAGCCAUCAAAGGGUCGUCUCAACAAAAAACAAGACAGCGACCUUGAAGACGACAACGAUGAUGAGGAUCAAUUCAACGCCAAUGUGUCUGCUGAAAGCGAAGCCGAAUCUUCAGAAGAAGAAAUCGUAGAGACUGCUGCUGAAAAGCGUGUUCGUCUUGCUAAAGCUUACUUGAACAAUAUUGAAGAAAGUUUAGAAGAUGGCGAUGGAUUCGAUGCAGCUGAUCUUGACCGAGACUUAAUUGCAGAGCGUUUAAAGAAAGACGAUGAUGAAAGCGAAGGUCGACUUCAUUUACGCAUUGCAGAUACAUUUAAAUUAGACAACAUUGAGGCAUUAAAGACACACACAACGCGCGGUCAUCAACUUGCAGUGACAGCAGUUGCAUUAUCCGAAAAUGGAUCCAUUUACUAUUCAGCUUCAAAAGAUGGAUCUAUUGUCAAAUGGGAUGCAAAGACAUUUCAAAAACUACACACAUUUCUCGGUGGAAGAAAAGGCGUCAAGAAUUUUGAUGGACAUACAGACCAUAUCUUGUGUCUUGCAAUAAGCCAUGAUGGUCAAUAUCUUGCCAGUGGUGGUAAAGAUAAAGUGAUCAAUCUCUGGUCCGUCAAAGAGAACAAGCACAUUGCCAAGUUCACUCAGCACCGAGAUACUGUCUCUGGCCUUACUUUCCGUAAAGGACAAAACCAGUUAUAUUCUGCAUCUCAUGAUCGUACCAUCAAAGUAUGGAAUAUUGAUGAACGCGCUUAUAUAGAAACAUUGUUUGGUCACCAAGACCAAAUCACAGAUAUUGAUACCCUUGUUCGAGAGCGUUGUGUAUCAACAGGUGGUAGAGACAAGACAGCGAGAGUAUGGAAGAUUGUGGAAGAAUCACAACUAGUGUAUAGAGGUGGUAUUUCCACUAAAAAUGAAGACGGUAAACUGCUAUAUCUUGAAGGUUCACUUGAUUGUAUAUCACAAAUCGAUGAAAGUAUGUUUAUUACUGGUGGUGACAGUGGUGUUAUUUCAUUAUGGGAAUUGAACCGUAAAAAGCCAAUGUACUCAGUCUCUAUGGCUCAUGGAUUAAAUACAGUCAAGAGUGAAACAGAAGGCGAUAUCAACACACCUUAUUGGAUUACAGCUGUUGCAUCUCUAAGAUAUUCUGAUCUGUUUGUGUCUGGAUCUUGGGAUGGUUAUGUGCGUCUUUGGAAAUUAGCAACUGACAACAAGAGUUUUAGUCAAAUUGGACAAAUUCCUGUUGAAGGGGUUGUUAACAGCAUUCAGAUCAAGACAGCUUUUCCUUCAAAACGUACACUUUUGGUUGUGGGUGUUGGUCAAGAACUAAAGUUGGGUCGUUGGAUUCGAAUGAAGGGUGUCAAGAAUUGUACAAAAGUAAUUGAACUUGAAUUUUAG